Molecule: messenger RNA, 885 nt
Organism: Tremella mesenterica DSM 1558
Lineage: Eukaryota; Fungi; Basidiomycota; Tremellomycetes; Tremellales; Tremellaceae
Exons: 4
Coding region: 1-885 (294 amino acids)
Biological process (GO): protein N-linked glycosylation
Cellular component (GO): mannan polymerase complex
Molecular function (GO): alpha-1,6-mannosyltransferase activity
Source: RefSeq, a predicted model, not a curated record
AUGAUUUCCUAUAAACAUAUACAUCAGACCGACAAGACGUUUAAGAAUUCCGAAGAGACGAGAGCUUGGGUGAAUAUGAACAAAGCCGACGGUUGGACUCUCAACUUCUUGGAUGACCAAGCUGCCGCAGCCUGGACUAAGGAUUUGUUUCACGAUACAGACAUCGAGUGGGCUUGGGAUUAUAUGCACCGAGGAGUGCUUAGGGCGGACUUCUUGAGGUAUUUGUUACCUUUGGUACAAGGAGGCGUUUACUCGGACGUUGAUACCCUCCCGUUGCGACCCAUUGAACAAUGGGGACACGUCCGAGUCGAGUAUCUUGACAUUUCAGUCACUGACGGUUCCGACUGGCGUUCGAAACUCUCCACUUAUCCUGCAGUCAUCGUCGCCAUUGACGUUGACGUACACGCUAAGAAAGGAUGGGACAAGGAAUGGCCACGAGCUGUGGACAUCUGUCAAUGGACUUUGGCUUCAGUACCGAAUCAUCCCAUAUUCCUUGAUGCGGUCAGACGUGUGGUCAACUCUACUCGGGUGGUUGAGGCAUGGGAAAUAUGGAGAGCCGAGGAGAUUGUGAAACUGGAAGAGGCAGGGGAGGAUGCAAGUGAUCUAAGAGGACAACAUACGGAUCAUGCUAUGAGCGUAAUGGAAUGGACUGGACCUGGGUUGUUUUCGGAUUCGGUCAUGGCUUUCCUCUUGGCUCGAUAUCACGUCACUUGGCAUCGGCUUCGUGGACUCGAUCAUCCUCUGAGAAUAGGAGACGUUCUCAUAUUGCCCAUAUCCGCUUUCUCCCCUGGAGGCGAGGCCGAUUUUGGUGCUGAAGGGCCCGACACCCCUCAAGCUAACGUGCUUCACGAAUUCAGAGGUAGCUGGAAGAGCGGCGGCGCGUAG